GUCAGCAGUAGGCUCCUGAGGCAGUCCGUCCUCCUCCAACUCUCCUCACUACAUUCUUCAGAAAGAGGGCCUUCAGGAAACACACCCUAAAAGCGCAGAACAUGAAGUUUCAGGGAAGCCUCUAGCUUUGAUACUACAAAACUGUUGUCUGUUGAAAACUUGUAUCAUAUGUUGAUUUACUUACUAAUUCAUGUAUUUGAACCAUCGUGGGAGACCUCCGCAUCUUCAGCUCCUCUCGCUUUGGACCCUGUUUCAGGCAGGCCAGCCAUGAAAGGGUACCUGGUCGCCAUAUUCCUGAGUUCCAUCUUUCUCUACUAUGUGCUGUACUGCAUCCUGUGGGGAACAAAUGGCUAUUGGUUGCCAACUGAAGAAAUGAGGAACAGAAACAAUGUCAGGAAUUGUUUUAAAAAGCCAGCUUUCGCAGAUCUUCUGAGGUUCCCCCAGUUUUACCCAUUUCUGUGUAAAGCUGAUUUUUUAAAGGUUGCUGCUGCAUAUGGUACCAAUAAAUUUCUGUUGCCCUAUGGAAUAAAGACCUACGAGCCAUAUUUCAGCUCGGCCCUUUCCAAACUGCAGAGUUGUGAUCUCUUUGGCGAGUUUGACAGAGCGCCAUGCAAAAGGUGUGUGGUGGUUGGUAACGGAGGAGUGUUGAAGAAUAAGACCUUAGGAGCGACGAUUGACUCCUAUGAUGUAGUCAUAAGAAUGAACAGCGGGCCUGUUUUAGGCCAUGAAGAAGACGUUGGAAAAAGGACAACCUUCAGGCUUUUUUAUCCAGAGUCUAUCUUUUCAGACCCCAGUCACUACGAUCCCAAUACUACAGCUGUUCUCAUUGUGUUUAAGCAACAGGAUUUAAGGUGGCUGACGGAAAUACUGCUAGGUAAAAAAAUAAAUACUGAUGGGUUUUGGAAGAAGCCAGCCUUAAAAAUGAUCUAUAAACAAUACCAAAUCAGAAUACUAGAUCCAUAUAUUAUCAGAGAAGCAGCUUUUGAACUGCUUCGUUUUCCCAGAGUAUUUCCGAAAGAUCAGAAACCCAAACACCCUACGACAGGAAUCAUUGCCAUCACGUUGGCAUUCCACAUCUGCAGUGAAGUUCACCUCGCUGGUUUUAAGUACAACUUCUACAAACCCGACAGUCCUUUACACUACUACGGGAAUGCCACCAUGUCUUUGAUGAAGAAGAAUGCAUACCACAAUCUGACUGCAGAACAGCUCUUUUUAGAGGACAUUAUAACGAGAAAAAUGGUGAUCAACUUGACUCAAAAUUGACCGUACAGAUCCAAAAGAUGACGCUAAACAGUAUUAGUUUUAUUUUUGUACUGCAAAUUUUAGUUUAUUUUUAAAUAUAUCGGAUGAACUUCUCAAAUUAUGUAUAUUAAGUCUGUUGCCGCCUGGUGAUUUGUAACCACCAGCUAAAAUUUCUGUGAAUAUAUUUAUGAAAGACAAGAAGAUUUUUAGUUAAGAUAUCAGGGAAAGAUGUAAAGUUUUGAUUUAUGUUGUUUUUAAACAUUAUCUUUUUAGUGUUCUCAGAUAUUUUAUCUUUUCAUAGUUCCUUCAUCGUAAGUGGUCUAGGUGAUUUAGUUGACUACACUGAUAGCCACAUAUCAUUUUGAGACGCUUAUUAACAUUGGUUACUCCUGGGCAUGUGCCUGGGAGCCAGGCACAGAACACUAGAAUCGCUUGGUUGUAGACGUCCAUGGUGUCUGCAGGAGUUUAAGUCAGUAAUAAUUUAGUAAUUUGCUGUUAGGGAGUAAAGAGAACCCUGUCCAUGCUUGAAAAGCACUCUUAACUAACGAGCAUCCUGAGACUUUGAUUUUGGGGGUGGGUGGCGGUAGUGGUGAGGGAGCAGGUUCUUACUAUGUAGCCCAGGCUAGCCUCGAACUUGGUUCUCUGGCAUUACAGCUAUGUGCUCCUGCACCCUCCAGCAUCCUUUAGACAGGGUCUAUGUAGCUCUGGAUGGCCUAGACUUGAACUCAAGAGGUGAGCCUAUCUUGUGUGGGAUGAAGGGUAUAUGUCAGUGUAACUGUUCAAAAAAAAAAAAACUUAAAUGUUUAUAUAAAGAAAAAUUGAAGAGUAAAACAAUGCAGGUAAAAACCUUAA
This is a messenger RNA of Apodemus sylvaticus (European woodmouse), 2094 nucleotides long. RefSeq names its product ST3 beta-galactoside alpha-2,3-sialyltransferase 6 (gene St3gal6). NCBI's taxonomy places the organism in Eukaryota, Metazoa, Chordata, Mammalia, Rodentia, Muridae. Bases 169 to 1263 code for a protein of 364 amino acids. Gene Ontology annotation, molecular function: beta-galactoside alpha-2,3-sialyltransferase activity. The record is from RefSeq and is a predicted model, not a curated record. The transcript is spliced from 11 exons. Gene Ontology annotation, biological process: glycolipid biosynthetic process.